ACUCCGAGGCGCCCGACCGAAGCAGCGGAGGUCAGCAGCGCAAGUGGGUCCCCGCCCCCGGCCAGGCAAGAUGCCCCUGGGGCUACGGGUAAAGAAGAUGGGCAAGUCCAAGGAGACAUACCGGCUAGUGGAGGGCGAGCAGGCGACCGCGGACCGCGGCAGGCUCCCGGCGCCCCCGGUUGCCCGACCCAGGAUGGUUUUCCACACGCAGCUAGCGCACGGCAGCGCCACGGGGCGAGUGGAGAAUUUUUCUAGCAUCCGGGAGCUCUACACCAAGAUCGCGAGCGUGUUCGAGAUCGCGCCUUCCGAGAUCUUAUAUUGCACUUUAAACACACCAAAAGUUGACAUGGAAAAACUCUUAGGAUCACAAAUAGGUCUUGAAGAUUUUAUAUUUGCUCAUGUGAAAGGGAUCAAAAAGGAAGUGAGUGUGUAUAAAUCUGAGGAUUCACUUGGUCUCACCAUUACAGAUAAUGGUGUUGGCUAUGCUUUUAUAAAGAAAAUUAAAGAUGGCAGCAUAACUGACUCAGUUAAAACAAUCUGUGUGGGAGAUCACAUUGAAUGCAUAAAUGGAGAAAAUAUUGCUGGCUGGCGUCAUUUUGAGGUUGCUAAGAAGUUAAAGGAAUUAAAAAAGGAGGAACUCUUUACCUUGACGUUAAUAGAACCUAAGAAGGCAUUUGUGAUGGUGGCUAGGAGAAGUGCCGGUGGGAGCCCGGGGUACCUAGCUAGUCCAAAAAUUGGUACAGGAAGGGAGACACUUCGCCUGAGAUCAAAAGGUCCUGCCACUGUGGAAGAAAUGCCCUCUGAAACCAAUGCCAAGGCAAUUGAAAAGGUUGAUGAUCUUCUUGAAUUGUACAUGGGAAUUCGAGAUACUGAUUUAGCUUCCACAAUAUUUGAAGCUGGAAAGGACAAACGCAAUCCGGAUGAAUUUGCUGUGGCGCUUGACCAAACUCUGGGAGACUUUGCAUUCCCAGAUGAAUUUGUCUUUGAUGCCUGGGGAGCCAUCGGUGAUGCCAGACGAGGAUGCUCAUGAUGCGG
Pteronotus mesoamericanus is the source of this 1035-nucleotide messenger RNA. RefSeq names its product GIPC PDZ domain containing family member 2 (gene GIPC2). The record is from RefSeq and is a predicted model, not a curated record. Bases 71 to 1030 code for a protein of 319 amino acids. Gene Ontology annotation, molecular function: protein binding. NCBI's taxonomy places the organism in Eukaryota, Metazoa, Chordata, Mammalia, Chiroptera, Mormoopidae. The transcript is spliced from 8 exons.